AUCGUCUGUCUUAUGGUAGGCUAGCUUCUCUCCUCGUCUGCCUCUUCUCCUUGAUCCUCCUGAAAUCGAAUUCCAGACUUAAAAAAUGGCAGUGAGAAUAUUUCAACAUCGCACUCUCAUCUCUUCCCUUCCUCUCCAAACUCACCGUCUCUUCUCCUCCUUCUCUUCUCUUCCUACUCUCCAACCUUCAAACGACGCUGAAUUGCUUUCCCAAAUCUUGCUCCACCAACACAACCCAUUCCAUGCCAUGGAAUCAUCUCUCCAGCUCCACGGCUUCUCUCUUAACCCUCCCCUCCUCCACCAGACCCUCCUCCGUCUCCGCCACCACUCAAAAAUUGCCCUAUCCCUUUUCCACUACGCUCUUUCUCUCCCCUCUUCUUCCUCCACUGUUAGCUCCAUUACUUACAAUAUCAUGAUCGACAUUCUCUCCAAGGUCCACCAGUUUGACGUAUCUUGGCAGCUUAUCAUCCACAUGGAGCAGAGAAACAUCCAACCCACUUCCCUUACUUUCUUUAUACUCAUUCGCAGAUUGAUCGCUGCCGGUCUUACCCGUCAGGCUAUCCGUGCUUUUGAUGAUAUGGAAUCUUUCGUUAUGGAAGCUGUAGAUGAGACCCAUUUCUGUUUCUUGCUUGAUACCUUGUGUAAGUAUGGCUACAUUAAAGUGGCUGUUGAGAUUUUCAAUAAAAGGAAGUCUAGAUUUUGUCCUAAUGUGAGAAUGUAUACAGUUUUGAUAUAUGGUUGGUGCAAGAUUGGCAGAAUUGAUAUGGCGGAGAGGUUUCUGAGAGAGAUGGAUGAGAGAGGGAUUGAGCCUAAUGUUGUUAGCUACAAUGUGUUGUUAGAUGGGAUUUGCAGGAGGGCCAGAUUGCAGCCUGAGGUUAGGUUUGAGAGGACAAUAAUGUCUGCUGAGAAAGUGUUCGAUAAAAUGCGCCACAGAGGGAUUGAACCGGAUGUCGCGAGUUAUUCUAUAUUGCUUCAUGUGUAUAGUAGGGCUCAUAAGCCGCAGCUAACACUUGAUAAGUUGAAGCUGAUGGAAGAGAAGGGGAUUUGCCCGACCGUUGCCACUUAUACUUCGGUGGUGAAGUGUCUUUGUUCUUGUGGGAGGGUUGAGGAUGCAGAGGAGUUGCUUGAUGAGAUGGUCAGAAGUGGGGUUAGCCCGAACGCAGCAACUUAUAAUUGUUUCUUUAAAGAGUAUAGAGGAAGGAAGGAUGCAGAAAGUGCUUUGAAGUUGUAUAGGAAAAUGAGGGAGGAUGAUCUGUAUGCUCUGAGCCUGCACACGUAUAAUGUAUUGCUGGGGAUGUUUAUGAAGUUGAAUCGCAUGGAUAUUGUGAAAGAGAUAUGGAAUGAUUUAUGCACAAGCGGUUCAGGGCCAGAUUUGGAUUCAUAUACAAUGUUGAUACAUGGGCUAUGCGAGAAACAGAAGUGGAAAGAAGCUUGUCAGUUUUUUGUGGAGAUGAUAGAGAGGGGAUUGCUUCCUCAAAAGGUGACUUUUGAGACUCUUUACAGAGGACUAAUACAGUCUGAUAUGUUGAGAACUUGGAGAAGGCUAAAGAAGAAGCUUGAUGAAGAGUCAAUAGCAUUUGGUUCAGAGUUCCAAAAUUAUCACUUAAAGCCAUAUAGACGAUAAUACACCUUUGCCCCGAUGUGACAAACUGAAUGAUUUUGCUGUGGUGCUCUCCAACUAUUUAAACAUUCAGCAGUAUCUCAAGUAUGAUAAGUACUGCUUUUUGUCGAAUCAUGCUUAUGCAUCUGGUUUAUGGCUGUUAAAAAUCAAAAAGUGAUUUGUGGUCAUGUAAUCUUUAGAUAUUGUAGAUUAUUGAUGCAAGAACAGUGAUUAUUCACGACUUGGAACAUCACAGUCUCGUGAUAAUUGAUAGUAUGUAAAUUUCCAAUUGUUGUUAAGUAUUUUAGUAGCAAGGUUUUUAAA
This is a messenger RNA of Hevea brasiliensis (rubber tree), 1924 nucleotides long. RefSeq names its product pentatricopeptide repeat-containing protein At2g13420, mitochondrial. Gene Ontology annotation, molecular function: protein binding. The coding region runs from base 86 to 1624 and encodes 512 amino acids. NCBI's taxonomy places the organism in Eukaryota, Viridiplantae, Streptophyta, Magnoliopsida, Malpighiales, Euphorbiaceae. The transcript has a single exon. The record is from RefSeq and is a predicted model, not a curated record.